AUGUCAGCUCUUAAGACAUUAAUGAAAAUGCCAUAAUCUAAAUUAGCAUCAAAAUGUAUAGCCUUAGAAGAAUUGUUAUAGCGGUAUUAUUAGUUUGAAGAAGUUCAUUAUGAUUUAUAAAGCAAAUACUAAAUUCUUUAAGAAAAAUUUGAGAAAAUUAGUCAACAACAUAUUUAAUUAAUGCAAAAUGUAUAAAAUGAUAAAGACUCAUUUUCUUAAAAAAGUUAAAAAAGAUUGGAUUCUUAUCUCAACUGCACAGAAAGAAUCGAAUUGUGUGCAAUUGAAGAUCUCGAAACAUAAAAAGUUAUUGAAGAAUUGAAGUAAUAAAAUCAAAAAAUGAAGGAGGAAGUAUUUCUAAAUAAAUAAGAAUAUUUAAGAUUAUAAUAAAUGUAUCUUAAUUUCUAUAUAGGUUUGAGUAAUCUUAGACUGAACUAUUUCGAUCAGCUUCUAUUAAAACUGCUUCUGAUUCUAAAUAUAAUUCUCUUAUUGAUGAUAAAAAUAACGAUUCAGUUUAAUCUUAUAAAAAUGAAAUUGCCAGAUUAAAUAAAAUCGUAGUUUCCAUUUUUUAUUGUAGGUCACAUCUUUGAGACUUGAAUUAUGCCAUUAUAAAACUAGAGAAUUUGAUGAAGAGUGGAUGAAAGCUUAACUAAUUAAAUAUUAAAAAUAAUCAUAGAUUUCAAGCAAUCAUAAUAAUAAAUCUUUUGAAAUUCUUGAUUAUGUUGAUAAUUGA
Molecule: messenger RNA, 730 nt
Organism: Paramecium sonneborni
Lineage: Eukaryota; Ciliophora; Oligohymenophorea; Peniculida; Parameciidae
Source: the annotation of a GenBank genome assembly